This is a messenger RNA of Cavia porcellus (domestic guinea pig), 3255 nucleotides long. It is a transcript of the gene Nfe2l2, whose product is annotated as NFE2 like bZIP transcription factor 2. Gene Ontology annotation, molecular function: RNA polymerase II cis-regulatory region sequence-specific DNA binding; DNA-binding transcription factor activity, RNA polymerase II-specific. Gene Ontology annotation, cellular component: nucleus. The transcript is spliced from 5 exons. Bases 916 to 2691 code for a protein of 591 amino acids. Lineage: Eukaryota; Metazoa; Chordata; Mammalia; Rodentia; Caviidae. The record is from RefSeq and is a predicted model, not a curated record. Gene Ontology annotation, biological process: cellular response to oxidative stress; regulation of transcription by RNA polymerase II.
GUCGGGACGGCGCGGGCGGCGAGCGCGCGUCCUGGCGGCCCGACCCUCAGUCGGCGCGGCCUCGGGUCCCGAGGGCGCCCUGGGGAUGUACGGGGAGAGCUGGGCCCCGCGCCGGCCUGGGGCGUGGAAGCGGCUCUCGGCCCGCCGACUCCGAGUCGGAGCGGCCCCGGGGCGGCGGGGCCAGAGGGGGCGGACGCCGCUGUCUGAGCCGGCGCAGGCCGGCCCUUUCCGGGGCUGCGCGGCACCCAAGCCUCGGAGCCGGCAAAAAUGUGCCUAGUCACGGGGCCGCUCUCGGGGGAGUUGAGGCUCACUGCGCUCCGAGACCCGCAGCCCCCGCCCCGCGCGCCUGGCCCUGGGUCUCCGCGGGCGCGAGCUGCUGGGCCGCGCGCUCUCCCUGCCGGCCGUCUGUGGGCGCGCUGUGCCGAGACCGGCGAGUCCUACGGAUCGCGCUCUGAUCCCGCGGAGCCGGCGCCCCGGGGGCGGGGGAGAAAGUCUCGGAGCGCUCCGUGCGCUCUGACGCCUCGACGUGCGGCGCCGGCUGAGCUCCGCGCGCUCCUGGGGUCGGGCCCGUACCUGCCGCCUGGAGUGCGGACCACACUGAGGACUUGAGAUCGGAGUCGGGCACGCCCGGGGCUGCCGAUUACUACAGCACUUGCCUCCCGGUGGCGCGCCGCAUGUCUGGCCUUGGCCUCGGUGACAGCGGCCGGUUGGCUGUCACGGCCGCCCUCAGUUGGCCCUUUCCUGCUUAUAGCGUGCGAGCCUCCCCGCGCUGGGGCCAAGGGACAAGUUGGAGCUGUUGAUCUGUUGCGCAAUUGUUAUUUUCCCCAGGGCGGCUUUGUCUUUGGAUUUAGCGUUUCAGAAUUGCAAGUUCAAAAUGUAUAAGGCAGGAAACUCUGUGCUGUGCUGUCAAGGGACAUGGAUUUAAUUGACAUACUCUGGAGGCAAGAUAUUGACCUUGGGGCAAGUCGAGAAGUAUUUGACUUCACUCAGCGACAGAAGGAGUAUGAGCUGGAAAAACAGAAAAAACUUGAAAAGGAAAGACAAGAACAACUCCAAAAGGAGCAAGAGAAAGCCUUCUUUGCUCAGUUACAGCUAGAUGAAGAGACAGGGGAAUUCCUCCCAAUUCAGCCAGCCCAGCAGCACAUCCAGUCAGAAACCAGUGGAUCCGGCAACUACUCCCAGGUUGCCCACAUUCCCAAACCAGAUGCUCUGUGCUUCGAUGACUGCAUGCAGCUUUUGGCAGAAACAUUCCCAUUUGUAGAUGACAAUGAGGUUUCUUCACCUACAUUUCAGUCACUUGUUCCUGAUAUUCCCAACCACAUCAAAAGCCCAGUCUUCACUGCACCUAAUCAGGCUCAGUCACCUGAAACUCCCCUUGAGGUAGCCAUGGGUGAUGCAGACAACAUGCAGCAGGACAUUGAGGAAAUCUGGCAGGAGCUGUUUUCCAUUCCAGAAUUACAGUGUCUUAAUAUUGAAAAUGACAAGUUGGUGGAGACUACCAUGGUUCCAAGCCCAGAAUCCAAACUGACAGAAAUUAACAAUUUCUUCUACUCAUCAGUCCCUUCACUGGAAAAGGACGUAGGAAGCUGCGGUCCAGAGUUUCUUAAUACUUUUGAGGACUCUUUCAGCAGCAUCCUCUCCACAGAAGAUCCCAGCCAGCUGACAGUGAACUCCUUAAAUUCAGAAGCCACAUUAAACACAGAUUUUGGUGAUGAAUUUUAUUCUGCUUUCAUAGCAGGACCAAGUGUCAGCAACAGUGCAUCCUCCUCUGCCACUGUAAGCCAGUCACUCUCUGAACUUGAACUUUUAUGUGGGCCCAUUGAUAUUUCUGAUCUGUCACUCUGUAAAGCGUUCAACAGAAAUCACCCUGAAAGCACAGUAGAGCUUAAUGACUCUGACUCUGGCAUUUCACUGAACACAAGUCCCAGCAUAGCGUCACCAGAACACUCAGUGGCAUCUUCUGUCUAUGGAGACCCACCACCUGGCUUCAGUGAUUCGGAAAUGGAAGAGCUGGAUAGUGCCCCUGGUAAUGUCAAAUCCAGUGGUUCCAAAACACAGCCAGUGUAUUCCGCUGAGGAUACCACACAACCUCUGUCACCAUCUCAAGGGCACAGUUCUUCUGUACAUGAUGCCCCGUGUGAAAACACACCAAAGAAAGAUUUACCUACAAGUCUUGCUCAUCGAAAAACCCCAUUCACGAAAGACAAACAUUCAAGCCGCUUGGAGGCUCAUUUCACCAGAGAUGAGCUUAGGGCAAAAGCUCUCCAUAUCCCAUUCCCUGUAGAAAAAAUCAUUAACCUCCCUGUUGAUGACUUCCAUGAAAUGAUGUCGAAGGAGCAAUUCAGUGAAGCUCAAGUUGCACUAAUUCGAGAUAUACGUAGGAGGGGCAAGAAUAAAGUAGCAGCUCAGAAUUGCAGAAAAAGGAAACUGGAAAAUAUAGUGGAACUGGAGCAAGAUUUAGGUCAUUUAAAAGAUGAAAAAGAAAAACUACUCAAAGAAAAAGGAGAAAAUGACAAAAGCCUCCAUCAACUGAAAAAACAACUCAGCACCUUGUAUCUUGAAGUCUUCAGCAUGCUACGUGAUGAAGAUGGAAAACCUUAUUCUCCUAGUGAAUACUCCCUGCAGCAAACAAGAGAUGGCAAUGUAUUCCUUGUUCCCAAAAGCAAGCGGGCAGAUGUUAAAAAAAACUAGAUUGGGAAGAUUUGCCUUUUGUUUUGUACUGUUAUACUAAAAGCUCCUACUGUGAUGUGAAAUGCAAGAAAAUACUUUAUAAGUAAUUCUAUGCAAAAAUUAUAGCCAAAACUAGUAUAGAAAAUAAACAUUAAAGGGCCAGGGGUUUAGCUCAGCGUCACAAGUGCUUGCUUGGCAAGCACGAGGUCAUGAGUUUGAUCCUUGGUACAAAAAAAAAAAAAAAAAUUUAAUGAAAAUAAACAUUAAAAAGCACUGAAUUAUCAGUAUGUUGAAUCAGUAGUUUCACUUUAACUGCAAGGUUAAUUUCUUAGGACACCAUUUGGGCUUGUUUCUGUAUAAGUGUAAAUACUACAAAAUUUCUUAUUUAUACUGUUCUUAUCUCAUUUGUUACAUUCAUAGAUUUAUAUGAUGAUGUGACAUCUGGCUAAAAGCAAAUUGAUGCAAAACUAACCACUAUGUACUUUUUUUAUAAAUACUAUAUGAACAAAAAAUUGCAUUUUUAUAUUGCUUAGUUCUGGCAAAAAAUUAAGAGCUGGUACUAAUAAAGGAAUAUGAUGACUUAAA